Lottia gigantea (owl limpet) is the source of this 2195-nucleotide messenger RNA. RefSeq lists its product as hypothetical. Gene Ontology annotation, molecular function: argininosuccinate lyase activity. The coding region runs from base 74 to 1471 and encodes 465 amino acids. The record is from RefSeq and is a predicted model, not a curated record. The transcript is spliced from 4 exons. Lineage: Eukaryota; Metazoa; Mollusca; Gastropoda; Lottiidae. Gene Ontology annotation, cellular component: cytosol.
GGCUGACGCCAGUGAAAUGAUUAAUUGCUGAAGGAGAAAAACUAAUCAAGCAGUGUGAAUCUGAAUUUGUAAAAUGUCUGGCAGUGGAGAAGGAAAUAAACUAUGGGGUGGAAGAUUUACAGGGAAAACAGACCCCAUCAUGGAAGAAUUUAAUGCAUCUAUCAGUUAUGAUAAGAAAAUGUGGAAAGCUGAUAUUAGGGGAAGCCAGGCCUAUGUGAAAGCUAUAGAGAAAGUGGGCCUUGUAACAAGUGAAGAAAGGGAGGCUAUUUAUAAUGGACUGGGAAAAAUAGAGAAAGAAUGGGAGAACAAUGAGUUUAUUAUCAAAGCUGGUGAUGAAGAUAUCCAUACAGCCAAUGAAAGAAGAUUAAAGGAACUGAUAGGAAGUGCCAGUGGUAAAUUACAUACAGGACGCAGCAGAAACGACCAGGUUGCCACAGAUAUGAGAUUGUGGCUAAAAGAUUCCCUAAAAAUUUUAACAGGUUUGGUGUCUGAUUUCAUGAAAGUUAUUUUAAAACGUGCUGCUGUAGAAAUAGACGUUCUGAUGCCUGGAUAUACACAUCUUCAAAGAGCUCAACCAAUCAGAUGGAGCCAUUGGUUGCUAAGUUAUGCCUGGAUGUUGCAGCGAGAUCUAGAGAGGUAUGAUGAGCUAGCGAAACGUACAGCUGUUCUUCCUCUUGGAAGUGGAGCACUGGCUGGUAAUCCUUUCGGAGUGGAUCGUGAAUUUCUUGCUAAAGAGCUUGAUAUGUUGAACGUUUCUGGUAACAGUCUAGAUGCUGUUAGUGAUAGAGAUUUUAUUGUGGAGUUCCUAUUCGUGUCUUCUUUGCUCAGCACUCAUUUGAGUCGCUGGGCUGAAGAUCUGAUUCUUUAUUGCACCAAGGAAUUCAAUUUUGUGGCACUGUCUGAUGCUUACAGCACAGGAAGUAGCUUGAUGCCACAGAAGAAGAAUGCAGACAGUUUAGAAUUGAUUCGUGGAAAGUCUGGAAGAAUGUUUGGAAACUGCUCUGGAUUUAUGAUGACCUUAAAAGGAGUUCCAAGUACCUAUAAUAAAGAUUUUCAAGAGGACAAAACAGCCAUGUUUGAUACCUAUGAAACCUUAUCAGGAAUACUUAAGGUAGCAACAGGAGUACUCUCAACUCUAACAAUUCACCCUGAAGCGAUGAGAGCUGCUCUGAGCCCUGACAUGCUGGCCACAGAUUUGGCAUAUUAUUUGGUAAGGAAGGGAGUUCCUUUCAGAGAAGCUCAUGGUCUAGCUGGAGGAUGUGUUGCUCUAGCAGAGAAGAAGGGAUGUGCAAUGUCAGAUUUGACUGUUGAUGAUUUUAAAUCUAUCCAUGCCCUGUUUGAUUCAGAUGUAACCCAAGUUUGGAACUAUGAGAACUCUGUAAACCAGUACAAUGCUAUUGGAGGGACAGGCAAACAAAGCGUUGUACAACAGAUAGAGAAGUUGGAGAAAUGGAUCUCAAACAAAGCCUAACUUAAAAUUGUAAUUCUCCUCUUUCUUGCUGCUUCUUGCUUAAGCAGCUUUAGUCGUUAGUUUGACUUAAUAGGGUCAAACGGCCAAUAAAGGGACCUUUACGAUUUUAACUAUGUGCCAUGCAGGAUUUAAAUAGAAAUUAAUUGAUCUGCCUUGUCAUGAUUUUAUGGAUAACAUUUCUUUUUGAGUUGGUAUUUUAAGGAUGAAACUCUCCAUUAGCCUCUACUCAUAACAAAACACAAGACAAUAUUAUGGAAUAUACCACACUUUUUUGAUAAUGUUUGGCACAUAACGUACUCCUAAAUGUAUUUCCCACUAACUCUUUGCAUUUAUAUUGAUGAGAUCUUGGCCAAGUUCGAAUUUUUCAGACGAUUUUAUUAGGGUGAGCUUAUUUUGCUAGGCUUAAACUUUAUUCUUGUUUAUGUUUUUGGUUAAAUGGAUUUUUAAAUUCAUAUAUUUCCAACUGUUUGCUCAAAUUAUUUCAUGCAUUAAUGCCAAAAUCUUAUUAUAAUGUAAACUGCUAAAUUUUCUUGUCUGGUGUGUUGAAUUUGUGUCUUUGUGUUGAUGAUAUAUGAUCAGUAGUUUUCAGAUAUACAAGUGUAAUCCAAAUCUUUUGACUGAGUUACAGUCCUGAUGUGUGGUUUGUUUAAAUAAAUUGUUGUUUUUUUGUUGUAUAAUUGUUGAUCAAUUCCUUAUAAGUAUUCAAUAAAUGAAUUUUAGUUCU